AAUCAAAAAAAAAUUCAUGAUUUUUGGAUUGUGGAGCACAAAGUUAUGGUCGUUCAAAGUUUGACGAAAUCGAAAAAAGGGUCGUUCGGGGUAGCAAACGACAUUUUUUCGAGACGAAGGCGGGACCAAACCGCCUCCGGCUGUUUGCGGCUUGCAAGAUCUCAAAAAAUUAUGCGGAAUCAAAAAAAAAUUCGCUACGAUCGGAUAACCGAGCACAAAGUUACGUUGUUUUAAAGUUUGGACGCAGGUCAGUGCUUCACCGUUUUGCUCUCCCACGGUGAAGCAAUCACCGUUUUGCUCUCACGCGGUGAAGCAUUCACCGUUUUGCUCUCCCACGGUGAAGCAAUCACCGUUUUUCUCUCACGCGGUGAAGCAAUCACCGCCCUUCUCUGACGCGGUGAAGGCCCAAACAUGUGUAGAUUGGGAAUUUUUUUCAUAACAUGUGUAUUUUGAGAAUUUUUUUUAAAAACAUGUGUAACUUGGGAUUUUUUCCAACUAUUAGCCAGCAGAAAAUUCAUUUUUCAAUGAGUUGGUUUAUACAAUGUCAACAACAAAAACAUAAUUUAUAUAUUUUGUAACCAACACAUCAUUUGGGUAUUAGCCAUAUAUAAUACUACUUUUGGUUUUUGAAUGAUAAUUUUUUAUGUCAACUUUCUUUGCAAAUUGUAAUGAUUUCAAAGUGUAUGAAUCAUAACGUAACAUAACUUGUAUUUGAAUGCGGUCUCCAAAAAUAUUAAUGACUAUUUUACUAGAAAAUAAUUAUAAAGUAUUAUUUGAGAAUGAUUGAAAAAUAUUGAGUUUAUGAAGAUGAAACAAAGAAGAAUUAGUAUUGGAUUGAUGAUAAAAAAAGAGAGGUUAAGAUAGGAAUGUAAUGACCAAAACACGAGACAUUUGAGUUUUUCGAUACAAUCAAAUAAAUGUUGGCAAAAUAAUCCAAAAAACUCAAGCAAAAAUAAAACCCCUAGUGCACUAAAUAAAACUCUGGAAAUCGAUCAAACGACCCUACUGCAUUUAGUUGACAAUACUUGCAAUUUGUAUUCUUCAUGUACAGCCUAUGUGUAUGUAUGUAGACAAAUACAAAUGAAAGCACAUGGCGUUUCAGUCUCUGUUGCGCCGGGAAUGGGAAGUCCAGAUCACACACAUUUAUAGAGAGGCCAACUUCUUGGCCGAUUGCCUGGCUCAUAAGGGACACUCGUUGUCUCCGGGCUAUCACCCUAUUGCUCUUUCCGAUUUAGAUGUUAGCCGCUGGGCCCUUUUUGACUAUGUUGGCGGUUUUACCGUUCGUUCGAUAAUUGAAUAAGAGGUUGUGGUGCUUUGCACCUUUUCACCAAAAAAAAAAAAAAUAGAAAAUGUGUCUAACCGUAAUGGAGAAAAUAGUAAACAAGUACUAUUGACCAGUUCCAUUUUUUCUAUAACCUAAUAUUAGCUGUAGUCACUUAAUGAGCAGUUAAAUAAGGCACUUCUCUCUCGUCACAUUAUAACCAAAAAUAAUAGUACCACUAUUCCACCUUUUGUAUGCAUAUUUGUAGACUUAACAUUUCUCCUUAAUUAUAACUCCACUAUAUAAUAUGUAUACUGUAUAGAACAUUCAAGAAGACGAUGCAAAUUAACUUGAAUCAACUCCAAAAUGAAAGAGUUUAAAAAAACACAAAAAGUUUGAUAAUAAUUCGAAACAAGAUAGGUCCCAAAAACAAAAGUUGAUAGAUAUGAUCACCGGAGAGAAUCAGCGGCCAUGGGCCGAUUUAUGUCCUGAUAUCUUGGACUCCAUCUACACGAGACUUUCGUCCCACGUCGACGGUACCCACUUUGGCAGCGUAUGCAGGAGUUGGCACCAAAUCCACUCCCACAUCUCACUUUCCAGCCCUCUGCCUGUGGAGAUCAAGCACAUAAGCUUCUCAAGCUCCGACGUCGUCCAAGUGCGGGAGGAUAACCGACUUUUCAUCCAACCACGGCGUGAAUCUCAAAUCCCAGAUAUGCUUGUAGGUGCCCACGUAGAAAUCCUCGGAAGGGCGGGCGCAUGGUUGCUUAUAAAAGUGCAUGGUAUUUACUUGGGUUGUUACAAUCCUCUACUCCGAAGUUUCGAAAGCUACAUUGAUCUUCCUUUUCCGAGUUUUCACUUUUCUAACUACCGUGGUGAUCGGGCACCAAUCCCAAUCAAUGUUGCUUUCUCCGGACUACCUACUGCUCGCGGCUCGAUGAUCCUCAUGGUCUAUGGUGAUCGAUAUUUCAGCAUGCUUCGUAUUGGUGAUGACUGGAGGUGGAAGACUUAUGAUUUCUCCUUGGGACGGAAAACAAGACAAAUUUGUCUUGGCGUUGGCUACAAAAAGGAGUGGUUCUUCUGCUUAUUUGAAAUGGGGGACAUGUUGAUUAUAAACACGAACCAUAAUGAGACGAGGAUGUUGCUGGCGGCGACUAAGCCUCUGCUUCCAGAGCAACUCCAACGGUGGGACAGAUUGCGUGUUUUGGCGGUGGUGGGUAAAACGACGACAGUGACUAAUGAUGAAUAUCAUAAGGUAGGAGAGACGAUAGGGUCUAUGGUGGUCAGUCAUUGGGAGCGAGAUCGUGAGGCGAGUCAGAAGUAUAGCUUCGGACUGGUAGCAGUGGAGGAAAAUGCUAUGAGAAUGACUGAUUUAUUACUGGAGAAUGGUGAUGAUUGUGAAAUGGUGUCAUUGGAGGAUGGGGACGACAGCAAGGGGAUGAUUUUUGUGAAAUACCCAUUGCUCUUGAAGAGGAAUUACGACGAAUGUUAUGCUUUCACAUUGUUCGUUGUUGCUUUUAUAGUUUUAUGUGUUAGUUUCUUAUGGAUUGGCAAUUUGAUAAACGGUUGGAUAUAUAAAUAGGACAAAAAAAAGCAUGUGGGAUUAUGAAUGGGAAAAAACAACAUGCCUUAUAUAAUGAUUACGGUUCCAUUGUUUGCUUAUACGAUUGUUGUUUUAUGCAUGUAAAUGUAACAAUACAUAUCUGAUCUAGGUAUGUGCCAAUUAUAGGAUUAAUGUCGAAUACACUAUUAUCAUUGGAACAUCCAAAGUAUAAAAAAGUGUCACUUCUAUUACAAACAAUUCAAUAUGACAAAUUAUCUCAAACUAUGAGGUUUCAGGUCAUUUAUAUAUAGGUUAAGUAUUGAAAUAUGUAUUUAUUUUCAAGGUUAAUGCAUUGAAAAAUGGAACCGAAUUUUGUUUUCUAUUUCACCCUCUUUCUAACUAGCUUGUGUCCGGCCUGUUGGCCGGAAGAUUUAAUGGAUUGGUGGAUCUAUUGAUCAAAUGGAUAGAAAGAUUGGAUAAUGAAUCCAAGUAAUAUUAAACAUCAAACCAAUAUGAAACUACGAAAAGAUUAGGUACUAAAAUCUCAUAUUAAAAAAUUUAGGUAUCAAAACAUAAUUUUUCAAUACUAUUUUCAUUAAAAAUGAAAUGUAGUUAUCAAAUUGAAAAAUAUAAUAAAUAUAGUUAUUAAACUGUAAUAUGUCAAAUAUCCAAUCCAUCAAUCUAAUUGGAUUUAGGUUAAAUGAAUUAGGUUCAAAUGAAUUGUCGAUAUUUGAGCGGAUGGAUUGGUGGAUUGGAUACAAAAUUGUUGCCUUUAUCUAGUAGUAUGUGGUGAUGAGAACAUCCAUCACACUUUGAGUUCAAACCUUGGGCCAACCAUCAACGAAAAAGAAGAUGACAAAUGUUUAUUUCCAAGAUGGUCUUUUAAACUUGAAAUGGAAACCAUUAACUAACUUUAAAUAGUUUUCUUGAAUAUAAUGACGAUCAUGUUUUAGAAAUCCUACGAUACCAUCAGGUUGGAUCGAAAAUAUCGAAUAUCGAACCCAAACCAGUAAACGAUUUUAGCGAUAGAAAAUGAUUGAACUAUGAUUAAACCACAAUUUUAAUACGAACCCUACCAUCGAUUUUUCUGGUCUACCCUCAUGUACGGUUUCUCAAUUCUCAAAUAGUACAUUAUACAUUAUUAUGUAGUUAAUUUAAUCGAUUUUCUUCAAUGCAAUAAACAACAUUGAAGUCC
Molecule: messenger RNA, 3996 nt
Organism: Linum trigynum
Lineage: Eukaryota; Viridiplantae; Streptophyta; Magnoliopsida; Malpighiales; Linaceae
Source: the annotation of a GenBank genome assembly